This is a messenger RNA of Osmia bicornis bicornis, 2444 nucleotides long. RefSeq lists its product as uncharacterized. NCBI's taxonomy places the organism in Eukaryota, Metazoa, Arthropoda, Insecta, Hymenoptera, Megachilidae. The record is from RefSeq and is a predicted model, not a curated record. Bases 491 to 1147 code for a protein of 218 amino acids. The transcript has 3 exons.
UUCUGCGAGCGUAUCGCGAAACUCGCGUCGUUGCGAAAUAGUGCGUCGCUCCGAUACGCUUAACCACAGUAUUCUUUGUAUCGGUGCGUUUCUUUCUUCGACAAUUCUGACGCCGAAAGUGGUUCGAUCGGUCGAAGGUACGAUCAGACGAACGAUUUUAAACAAACAUUCGAUUCGUUAAAAUAUUGCUUAAGAUUGUCCGCAAAAGCUGUUGAAGAGUUAAUCUCGGGUCGUCAAGGCUAUCAAAGCGUGCCGUUUUUUUUUUUUUUUUAUACAACUCAACGUUACUGAUUGAUGUACGUGUACAUCCGUGAUCCUCGAAACGAACGUCAAGAUCUGAUGUAAAAAAAAAAAAGAAAAAAGAAAAAAGAAAAGAGAAUAAAACAGCGAUAGCCAAGUGUGACCGAGAAGUCCACGGACCUGAGGAAUAGUAUUAAACGCUCGUCAGAGCCUUUUUCUUUCGUAUCAACGCACCAAUAACAGACGCAAUAUGUCGAAAUUAGCGGGAAUAAUGGAGACGGAGGACGUAGUUGGUAAACCGACCCUCGUGCGACGUGUUUCCAACAUGCUGAAAGAUGGAAGUUAUAGCGGACCACCAAUGUUGUUCCGACACGCGUCCAUGCAGAAGAUUCGUCAUUGCUGCCAGAAUCUGAAUCUCUUCCCGUAUCUACUCUACUCGUUCGACAAUUCAAAAUCGCAUCCAGUAGCACGUAAGGUGCACCUCUGUCUAGGACAGUUCCUCGAAGUGAUCACAGCGAGGAUCUUUUUCUUGUACAAAAGCUUUCGACGCUCGCUGUUACGUGGCAUUCGUUCGGACGAUCACAAGAACAAAACCGAAGAACAAGAACCGAUCAAGUCGCCUAUCGACACCGGUAAAUUAACCAGCGAAUUUCAAACGAUCGCCCGACAGAAACGCAAACAACAAAGCCCGUUGUUUCUCAGUUUGGCCGUUUAUCUGGCCGUUCUAUUUCUCGCCUUUCAAAUGGUCGGCCUAUUCAGCCUGAUGGUGUUCGGCAAGUACACGCCUGGCUUCAUUUUCCUCAUAUCAGCCUUGUUGUUCCUCGGUUGUAUCUCGCUUAAGAUCCUCUUUCACGAGAGCGUGAUGCAUACCGUCAAGCCGAAAAAGAAGAAGAACAAAGUACAAUGAUCCCUUUAUUCCCUCGCGGCCAUCAAUGGCUGUUCAUCGGAUAGAUAAUAGACCUAAGAGUAUUUCAGAAGAGUUCUUGGCCCCCCCAUUGCAGUUUCUCCUGUUACAUACUUAAACGAUAACACCAGACAGAGCUUACCAAGAGCUGGCGAAACUAGCCAGCUAACGCCGACGCCACACGAGUGUUUCAAAUGACGACCAAAACUAAGGGUAAGGAUAAAGGGAGCAACCUUCCAUCCUUUGUUUCCGAUUUCGAGAAAAUUUCAGGAAAACUUAACGCGGAUCCUUCUAAGGGUAAUGGUUAGAUUCUUUACGCUUUCUCUUAAUCGAGGGAAGCCUAGAUUUCACGCGACUGUAACACUGUCGAGUAUACUACUCCUUCCUAGGGAAAUAAGUAAAUGGAAGAAAAUGAUAUUGCAACCCUCGAGAGAUAAGACGCAUUAUACCCGAUUUCAAAGUAACGGGUAACGAGUUAACUUGAAGUAUAUUGCUUUUUCGCUAAGGAAGUUUAUCGUGCUUAGCACAGUACAUUCUGGUGCAAUGUAGGCACCUCCAAAAAAGGUAGGAACCUCUCACCACUUGUGUUCAAUUUUAGGAGAACCCAGGGAGAGCUUAAUCUAGUACUUUCUAUCCUCGCACAUAAAAAAUAAGGUACCCAUCGCAAUGGACGUCAUUUUAAAAACUCGUGUGGCUGCUACCUAAGUCGCUUGUUCAUGUUCGUACACGUUCUUACCAUCCCUUUAUUUUUUUUUUUUUUUUUUAGAUAGCUUCGUAGAUUAUACAGCAAGUCGGGAUUCGACCCGCUUACGCGUCGCCAAUUUCACAUGAUAGUUCUUUUUGUACUUUAGUCGGAUAUAAAUGGACGUAAAAGUAAUCGCGUGCACGAUCGUUGUGGCAACGUUUGGAGGAUAGGAGAUGAUAACGAACGGUAUGAUUGUAAUCCUUCCUCUAUAAUUUUCUUCCUCUUAUUUUUCUGUCAACGUGAUUCCGUGAAUUAUUAACCCUUUAAUUUAAUAAUCGAAACGUACAACGUUGUAACGAAUUGACAGCGUAUCGCAUCUUGGCAUUGACAUUAGCUUCGCAGCAGCAGCAAUUCGGCCACGCAGUUUUUAACAUAAUUUUGAAUGAUCACGAUAUUUGUCUGACUGUCAAUGCCAAAAAGCGAUACAUUUAAAAGAGUUACCUAGACAGCGAUCCGCGAUUUUAUCUUAUCCUCUACAGCAGAAGACUGAGACUCGUUUUAACUUUGUUGUAUAUAAAAAGAAAAAAAAAACGAAAUAAAAGAUAGAAAUAAAAA